AAAGCAUACUUUUUUCGUUGACAUGCUUCAACUUCAGUUUUCGAGAAAAAAAAUUCAAGACAAAAUUAUCAAGUAAUGUGUAAAACGGUGCAGGUUAAGGUAAUUUGCUAAAGGUUCGUAUCCGAGGGCAGUUAAGGGGGGUGGGGGCGAUAUGGGAAACGCCGGAUCCGCUGAAUCAUCGAAAAGUCGAUGUCGGAAAGAACGCGACAACGGCGUAGAUGAUCGUCCCGGAAGGACUAAGAAAGUUGUCAACGGUCCGGAGUCGCAGGUUAAUGGAAGGGAAUUGAUCAAAUAUCGCACCACUAAUCCCUUCAUCAUCUUUUUCUUACGGUUGCGUAGUAAGAAGCCGAAGGAGCACGUAACCGUAAUCGCGCGAGCAGCCGGAAAAUUAUGGACUAGGAUGACUCCGGAUCAAAGGAAAAAGUACAUUGAUUUGGCAAAAGCCGAAAAAAAAAGACGCGAAGAGAGGAGAAGAAAACGAAGGCCAAGGUAUAAGAGGUGCAAUUAAUUCUUGUCGUUGCGAUUCUUCACGUAGAAGAAGGUAACGAGAUACGGACGGAGGAUUAAUGAGAAACUGACCGAGAAGACUGAGAAGAAAUUAAUCGUAUCGAAGAUCGAAGAUCGAAGAUAGUUUUCAAUGCUUCGUGUCAGCCCAUUUAACUAACAGAUUCGCUCAAAUUCUAUACGCACAAAUCUCCGUAUUUUUGAUUCCUUUUUAUUUGUUAGUACUUUUUUUAGAUCUAUGUACAAUAAAUAUUGAUGUAUUUUUACACUA
Osmia lignaria (orchard mason bee) is the source of this 775-nucleotide messenger RNA. NCBI's taxonomy places the organism in Eukaryota, Metazoa, Arthropoda, Insecta, Hymenoptera, Megachilidae. The record is from RefSeq and is a predicted model, not a curated record.